GUUGGCAGAGAGUGGCAGUUGGUUGGAGAGGAUCUGAGGUAAACGAGAGCGCAGAUACAUUGUGACUAACUCCUCCCAGGACCACGCCAAGGCAAAGAAUCAGCUGUCUGGAGCCAGUGAGGAGAGAUUGACGCGGUCGAGUCCCCUAGCUGAACCUGACACCCAGAGCAAGAAAAAUGAACACUGCAGCGCCUCCUCCAGAAAAUGGGCAGUAUUCUACGUCUCAGCAGAGACCUUUCUUCUAUGCGCAGCCAUCAGCACAACUACCUUUCCCAAAUCCUUGGUACCUGAGUCAGCUCUACAAUCCAUAUUGUGUCCCUGGACCAGGCUUCAGAGGAGGAAAUCCUUACUACCCAUACUACUCUGUUGCACUCCAUGAGUACCCUGGAUUUUAUGUCCCCCAGCAUCAAAUGAACAUGAGAAUGAACAGAAGACCUAAUUUUAAUCCCAAUCCGCCUUCUCCUAUGUUUUACCAUGCCACGCGGUUUAGGCAUUACAGCAGCCCUGGGCGAAGAACAGAAACCAAAGAAACGCAGACAGACCCCAGGCAGCAAGAAUAUGUAGCCAAAAAGCAACUGGUUACAGAAAGUAAAGGAUGUGAUGCAGGAAACCUGGUAUCCAAUUCUUCUGGCAUUAGCACAGAGAAUGAAAAUAACUCUGAGAAUGUUGAGGUGACCGUGUCACCGGUGACUGCACUGCCAGAAAGAGACUUUCACCAAAAUGCUUGCAAUUCAUCACAAUAUCGAAACAUGCCUCCAGGAAGCUAUGCAUAUGAGAAAGAGGAGGUAAGAAUAGAGUAUGGAAGUGGUUCCCCUGCUGCUAUACAGAUGUGGAAAUCUUAUAAAGAAACAAUACCAAUAUACGAUGUGGCAGUUGGUAAAGAGAUACCAGACAAUGUAGUGCAGCGUGACCUGUAUUGUGAGGGGGUAUUGUAUGGCCCUCGUCCUGAAGGAGAAGAGAUUACAGUGCAGAGUGUCUCUUUCUCUAACAAAGAUGAGUGUAAACAGUCUCCUCCUAUACUCUGCCUUGAUACUGUACAAGAAACAGAAACUCUGACUUCGCUUGUGCAAAGCAGAGAGCAGAGCCUUGAAACUAGUAAGCCAGCUAAGCAGAGUCUGAUAUUAAAGACCUCUGUGGAGGGUGAAUCUCAGUCUGUGAUGGUGGAACAUGUUGACAUUGUUCACCCUGGUUUCAAUGCCAAACAAGCUGAUGCCAAUGAAAAUUCAGAGGGAAAUUACACAUCUGAAGAAGAGGCCAGUGGCGAACUGUUAUUUGGACCUAAUUUAUGUCCAGAAAAUGUAAUUCAGAGUCAGUCUGUAUGUAAUGGAGAGAUAAAGGUAGCAAAUACUAGUGUGUGGGCAGAUGACUCUGUGCAGAAGGUCCUCCCUUCUCCAACUUGGCUGGCUUGCUUUGAUAAUGUAGAAAAUAACUAUGAUUAUGACUUGUAUAUGUCUCAGAGGAAGCAAAAGCGACCAAGCGUAUUGAGUAUAACCUCCGAGGAGCUUUCUUCCAGGGACGAAGGGUCAUCCAUUGAUAAUGCCUCAGUUUCUUAUUUUGUCCCAGAUUAUAUGCUUAGGAAAGGUUUGUAUGCUUUCCGAAAAAACGUGGAGAGCUCGGAGAGGGAGAGAAUUCAAAGCAGUGGCUCUCUGAAAGAAGAUGAAAUACCCAUGAAGCAUGCCAGUAGCCAAUACAGUUCUUCAAAACUAAAGGUUAGAGAGGCUUCAAGCAGAAGUCGGCCAAUUAGUGUGCCUGUAAGAGGUUUAAGCAAGAAGAAACUCUUUUCUGUUAAGAAGAAACCAAGAAAAAGCCAAUCUUUGUCUGAGCCAGAAGAUUCAGAGGAAUAUUGGGUAUUGGAGGAGGAAAACUUGCACGGUUUUGAUUUAGACGACCAGAGUGAAGAUGAAUAUUACUUUGAGGAAAACGUACCAACUCAGCAGCUGGACCUUGGUAAAGGUAACUUCUUUAAGCAGAUUGCUCAGAAAAGGAUCUUGUGGAAACCUCCAAAAGGGGCAUUUCCAGCCCAGCUUAUUGGGUGGCCAGUCAAAGAAAAAUUAAAAGUGAAGAAAAAGGAUGCAUGUGAAGCCUUGGGGCAGGUGCAUCGACUAAAGCAGUAUGAUUAUGGCAACUAUGAGAAGCCCGACCGAGGAUACAAAGAGGUGACUGAACAGAGGAAAUCCCAGGCGAAACCAGUGGGUGGAAAACCUCAAAAGAAAACCUCUGGGGCAACUGUUGAGGAGUACUGGGUUGGAAGAGGUGCUAAGCCCAAAUUCUGCGAACCUACAUAUUAUCUGCAAGAUCCACCCAAAAUCAAAGAGCAAGACAAGCCUCCAAAAAAGAAGGGAACGUUCAAGUCUUCUAAAAGAAAACAAACUAGAACUGAUACAGAAGAAAUAGAGGCAUGGGAGAUUCCCACAUCGUUCUUGUAUAGAGGUCAAAGCUUAAGGAGAGGUGGCACCAAGAAAAAGUAGUGCAGCUGCUUAUAUAGUGUAUUUAAAGUAUAUUUAUUUCUUAAUGUAUCUGUGUGAGUGAGUUUUUCAUGUAGCAAACAUUGUUUUACUCCCGAAAGGGAGUCCUACCUACCCACUGAUUUUUGUGUAACCCUGUAGUUUUUCUGUGCACCAGAGGGGAAAAUGAAACUAAAUAUAGAAAGGAAUGAAGCAAGACACAAAUGAAUUUAUUGACGUUUAUGGCAUUUUGAAUAAAAAAAAAAUGUAAAGUUUAUUGAAUGGCACAGAACUGAAAAAAGCACCUUAAUGUAAAUAGCACUGAAGUCACAUAUAACAGCAUAAAAUAAAGUUUAAUAUACUUGCAAA
Messenger RNA from Pseudophryne corroboree (corroboree frog), 2813 nucleotides. RefSeq lists its product as uncharacterized. The coding region runs from base 177 to 2468 and encodes 763 amino acids. The transcript is spliced from 6 exons. Lineage: Eukaryota; Metazoa; Chordata; Amphibia; Anura; Myobatrachidae. The record is from RefSeq and is a predicted model, not a curated record.